AUGUUUACCAAAUUCGCCUCAGCUCUUAUUGCCUGCAUUUUCAUGCUCGCUAUCUUCUCACCCAAUGUCUCGGCAGUCCCGUUGACACCGGUCUCUGCGACAAAUGAUAAUCCGGCUACUGAAGCUAGUGGUUCCAUUCCGGAGACGCACGCUCAACCUGGGGAAGGAUCUCCAUACAAGGUGCUUGCAUACGGCGUCUAG
Desarmillaria tabescens is the source of this 201-nucleotide messenger RNA. RefSeq lists its product as uncharacterized. The record is from RefSeq and is a predicted model, not a curated record. The transcript is spliced from 2 exons. Bases 1 to 201 code for a protein of 66 amino acids. NCBI's taxonomy places the organism in Eukaryota, Fungi, Basidiomycota, Agaricomycetes, Agaricales, Physalacriaceae.